GCAAGAUGUGUGGUGACACAUUACAUUGUAAAGUCUCAAUAACAUACGGUAAAGAAAAUUAAAUUGAGAUAUGUCAAAUGUUAAAUAAUUAUAUUAUGCGUCAGUGAAGUGCCUUUAUUUACCGAAGGAUGGCUUGUUUGUUGCAAAUUGUUAUUUCAACAUUUAUUUUGAGUUUUCUUUUUGCAAUUGUGCAUAGUGAUACUCUGUUUAAGAAACCACUAUUCAACACAAAAACUCCUUAUUUUUGGGUAAGGAAUAUAUCGGACGUUAUUCAAGAAAACGAAUUCAGUACAGCAGUUCUCAAUGGGGAAACUUGUCAACUGGAAGGCCUGAAUAUAUUACUUAGGCAUGGUUCUCGAUUUCCUACCUUGAAAUGGAUCAAACGAAUGACAGCUUUGCAUUCUAAGCUAACAGCUAACGCAGCUAUUCUCUCGAAAUACCCGUUCAUGAAUAAGUGGACUAAUUCAUUCCCCGAGAACCAACAGGGGCUUUUAAGUACCCUUGGAGUUGAAGAAAUGAAGAUAUUAGGUAAACGAUUCGGAACCAGGUUUAAAGUAUUAUUGGACGGAAAACGGAAACAAGUGAAAUUCGCAACAUCGUUUAGAGACCGAACGAAAUCAAGUUUUAAAUACUUUUACGACGGAUUAAAUGAAGUAUCUCCAAGCAGUGGACCCGCACCUGAGGCAAAAGUAGAUAAUACGAAAACAAGGUUUUAUGAAAGAUGUUUGAAAUACGUGAAAGAAGUUGAUGAUAACGACGAGAUAUUAAAGGAAGCUAACUUAUUUGAAGCUGGUUCGAAGAUAAGUUAUAUUGUCCAGAAAGUACAGACAAAACUUGGAGCCCCCAAUAUAUCGAUAGAUUUUGAUGACGUCUUUGUGAUUCACCAAAUAUGUGCCUUUGAGCUUGGCCAGAAUGGACAGUCUGAUUGGUGCCAAUUUUUUAAUAUUGACGAUCUGCGAGUCAUAUCUUAUUGGGACGACUUAGAGGAAUACUAUAAAACGGGAUAUGGAUACCCCAUCAAUUGGCAACAGACUUGCCCUUAUACGUCUUAUCUUUUUGAACGAUUCGAAGAAGCUGUAACUAACUCUGAAAAACCAAACAGCAUCCCACCUAUUGAUAUUUUCUUUGGGCAUCAAGAUACGAUUCUACCUAUCUUCACUGCUUUUGGAUUGUUUAAGGAUUCUGAGUCAUUCACAGCAGCAAACUUUGAUGCUAAUAUCAAUCGAAAGUUCAGUACGAGUGAAAUAACGCCGUUUUCUGCAAAUAUUGCAUUUAGUUUAUACAAAUGUGAAGCAAAUGGAAAACAUGCAUUUACAAUAUUUGUUAAUGAAGAACCCGUAAAUAUACCAGCCUGUGGUGGAGCGAUAUGUUCAUAUUCCGAUGUGAAGACUUAUUACAAAGAGCUUGCUAAAUGUGACUUUGAUAAGAUUUGUGAUACCAGUUCUGCUGUGCAAUUCAAAGGAUAUACUAUUUUGUCAAUUGUCACAUUAGUUCUUAUUACAGUGAUGAUUUAA
Molecule: messenger RNA, 1514 nt
Organism: Mytilus trossulus (common blue mussel)
Lineage: Eukaryota; Metazoa; Mollusca; Bivalvia; Mytilida; Mytilidae
Product: multiple inositol polyphosphate phosphatase 1-like
Exons: 4
Coding region: 129-1514 (461 amino acids)
Molecular function (GO): acid phosphatase activity; inositol phosphate phosphatase activity
Source: RefSeq, a predicted model, not a curated record